AUGCCUCGGGAAAAUUAUAAACCAAAACGUUGGGACCUUUCCGAAUUAAUCCAAAUCCUUUCUUAUAUUAAUACACAUUUCGAAUUAUGGUAUGAAAAUCCUCACGUUGCUUGUACUAAAUCAAUGGAAACUACUAAAACUUCUCGAGGUAUUAAAUCGGUUUAUGGUAAAGUUCAUAGAAUGAUUAAAGUUAUGGAUGAUUAUCUUAAAACUGGCAAAAAAUCUUGUGAUAUGGUUAUCUGGGAGGAUAAAAGAAUUUAUGAGAUGUUAGAAAAAAUUUGUACAAGAUUCAAUGAAAGGAAGGGUCAAGAAAGUGAAUCUUCGACAAAGAAAGGAAAAAAGAGAGGUCGUAAGAGAAGAAAUGAACUUACGGGUGGAAUUGAAAAGGAUACCAUCAUAAUUAAUGGUAAUGUAGUUAUGAAUAAAAAAGUGAAAUUAACAACAAGCAUCGAAGAAGCUCCUCAAACCACAAAUGAGGAACCUAGGGAAUCUAGAGAGAUUGCUGCUGGUCAAUUGAACUUGUCUAUUCCUUCUGUACCCUUUUCAGUCGAGAUGAUUGACGAACUCUACAAUAAACAAAUUCAAAAGGCCGAGCACCAUGUUCAAGAAUUGUUAAACUUGUCUAAAAACUCGAUCGAUGUUAGAUAUAAAGAAGUUCGUGAUCUGACCGCGCAAAUAUUUCAACGUCAAUCCGAACUUAAGAAAAUGAUCGAUGAGGUUAAUGACAAGGUAGAGAAGUUGAAAGACUUUAAACUCUUAAAAGUGACCAUGUGA
Molecule: messenger RNA, 774 nt
Organism: Funneliformis geosporum
Lineage: Eukaryota; Fungi; Glomeromycota; Glomeromycetes; Glomerales; Glomeraceae
Source: the annotation of a GenBank genome assembly